AUGAAAAUUUGCAGGAUCCCAGAGUGGUUACAAAGGACCUGGAGACGCCUUCAUAAUACUGGGUAUGUAGAAUCGACUUUAACUUAAAUAUCCAUCUCUCUGUGUCUAGAAAAAACAAAUUAUCAAGCUGUUAUUGAGAAUUUCCCCGUAGAAUUAAAAAUGGUUAUGUUAUGUCUUGCUUUGGGAAAUGUGUUUGCUAAAAAGUGAUUGCAACCAGCAAAAAUGGGAUUUGCUGCUGUUUUUGAGGCAAUGGAGGCAAGUUUUAAUGUAUUGCUUCAGAGAAAUACCAUGUGAAUGUAUGUACUAUAUGACCCUGGGUGGGUGAGUUGCUCAGAAAAGUCUCAGAACAAACACAGUAUUGGGGGAGGGGAGUAUUUGAUUACUAUGGGGUGAUAGUGCACAGUACUGGCAUACAAUAUUAAUUAGUACAUGUCAGUAUUUCACAGUUGAUAAAAUGCAGUAAUAUUCUGCAUUCAAUGCAGAAUGUUAUUCAGUGGCUGGCACUCGUGCAACAGAAUUUGGCAAAUAAUAAUUUGUUAGAUUUCAUAUCUGACACCACCCGGAACAAUGAAAGCAUAUCAGUCUAAAGCUGUCAGAUUUAGAGGUAAAACUUCACAUUCAAAAUUUGAAUGUUGAUUUUGAAUUUCAUGUUCAAAACUUGAGUGGUGAAAUUGGAAAUUUGGCAAAUCUGAAGUAUUAGCAUUCUCCCUUUUUUGCGUUUUAAUCUUUAUUGGUUUUUAAAAGACAUCACAGUAAUCUUUCUCCAUCAGAAAUAUACACAAAAGAAAUACUGAAGUGUUGGAAAUAAAGUAAAGUUGUAUAAUGAAAUUUUGAUUUCAGAUGUUUACAGUGAUCUUUUGGGUAUUGUCUAUAUUUAUCCCACUCUCUGUUAAAUUUUUGGUCGUCAUGGUUCCUGAUUUUCCCUGUUAUUCUUGCCAUCUCAGCGUACUGAAAUAAUUUCGUCUGCCAUUCCAUUUUGUUGGUAUAUUAUCUCCUUUCCGGCAUUGGGCUAAGCAUUCUCAUGGCCAUGGUUACGUACAUGAAUAACGUCCUCAAAUCUUUCGGUAUAUCUACGCCUAUAAUACCUAGGAGAAAGGCUUCAGGGUUUUUUGGCGAAGGUUAAUUGAAACAUUUUUUUUAGCUCAUUGUAAAUCAUAUCCCAAAAUUCCUUUAUCUUUUUGCAUUUCCACCACAUAUGGUACAUAGUUUCUUCUAUUUCUUUGCAUUUCCGACACAAGUUAGAGCUGGUUCUGAAGUAUUAGCAGUUUCAAUCAUAUCAUUCAGGAAUAUCUGUUCAUUAUUAAUACAGGAUGGAAGUCUGGACUUACUUUCAAGACAUUCUCUUCCCAAGGAUACAAGAAUGUGCCACGGAAGCUUGGCUUGCUUACUCCAGACCUCUGCCAUCAAGCCACAACCAGCUAUUAUCUCUUUUUCUGAUGUGUUGUUGCAUUGCUGCAGCCAUUGGAGGACUCUUCUACAACUGGAUGUUUUUCUCACUGCAAUAUUCUUUCCAGUUCUCUGCCGCAGCUGCUUCAGCCAUUAGUUUUCUGGCCCUGUUGACCCUCUUCUUGAUGCACCCUAUCCGUUGCAUGUUCACUAUAAUUGUGCCUACUUUAGGGACCAAGCAAGGGCGGAGGUUGCUCCUGUCUGCCACCUUCAUGAUUGUGGCUGUCAACAUAGUGCCAAACAUCAUGAGCAACAUCGAAACCAUCCUGCAGGUCAUCAAAUGCAUCUGCAAGAAUUCCUCUGAGAGCCUUCUGAACUCAACAGUUCUCUUGGGGAACGCUUCAUGGGACUUCAGUGAUGCUCUCAAACGGGUGACUGACAACAUGCCGGACAAAACAGGGAGAGCUAGGGAUGGCCAUGUCCGGUUUGAAACCCACAACAACAACAAUUUAUUGAGUCAGAGAAUUAUCAGUGCCAGCCAAGGGAUCAAGGAAGAUUUCUUGCAAGUUGAUGUGCUGGUCCAGAAGGUCAUACUGUUGGGUAACCGGGUGAUUGCUGGCUUCUUCCUCUUCUAUCUUAUAUUUGAGUCUGCUUGGUACCUAAAGAGCUACCUCACAGAUCUCCGUUUUGACAAUGUUUACAUCACCAAAAAGCUAGAAGAUUUGGCUCGGGAGAACAAAGCAACUCACUUGCUAGUUUGUUCACCAAAGAAACUGAUCAAGUCCACAGGAUUCAAGCUAUCCCGAGAGGAACUCCUUUCUUGUGUAAUGCACAUUUUUCUUCUUACCUUAGUGCUCAUGUUGACACUAGUGAUCAUAGCAACGGACUAUAUCGCCUUCCAUUUGGCACAAGCGGCUGUGACCGAAGUCGCCCAGUUCCCUGUUGUGCCAAUAGUCAUCUCCAUAAAAUAUGAGGUGAGUAUGGAAGCCUCUACCUUGGCAUUUUCAAGCGAAAGGAUGCAAGAUGCCGAUGCAAAUCAAGAUUUUGCUUAA
Podarcis lilfordi (Lilford's wall lizard) is the source of this 2438-nucleotide messenger RNA. The record is from the annotation of a GenBank genome assembly. NCBI's taxonomy places the organism in Eukaryota, Metazoa, Chordata, Lepidosauria, Squamata, Lacertidae.